Molecule: messenger RNA, 2984 nt
Organism: Oncorhynchus tshawytscha (Chinook salmon)
Lineage: Eukaryota; Metazoa; Chordata; Actinopteri; Salmoniformes; Salmonidae
Product: 12S rRNA N4-methylcytidine methyltransferase-like
Exons: 5
Coding region: 1-1209 (402 amino acids)
Biological process (GO): rRNA base methylation
Molecular function (GO): rRNA (cytosine-N4-)-methyltransferase activity
Source: RefSeq, a predicted model, not a curated record
AUGGAUCCGGGGGUGCCUAAAGCCAGCUCAUCAGGCUGUCACACCCUAGCUGGCUCGAGAGGUUUCUUUCCCCGGUUGGGUCAGAAGGCGCCCAUCCCACGUCAGGCCUCAGCCGGACCGCCAGGAUUUUAUGCCCAGCCAGCUUGUCAGGCUGCUACGCCUCCACCGGAUCAUCAGGCUCCCACGCGGGAUCGACAGGCCUUCAUGCCUCAGCCGGCUUGCCAGGCUCUCACGCCUCUGCCGGUUCAUCUGGGUUUCACGUCCAGUCGGCUUGUUCAGCGCCCCUUUGGAGGUGGAGGUCACACCAAAGCCAUCCUGAGGGCCUCUCCUGAAGUGACAGUAGUGGUCCUAGACCGAGACCCCACAGCAUUCAGCUUAGCUCAACAGCUGGCCAAGGAACACAGUGGCCGGGUGCACCCGUUGCUCGGGCGUUUCAGUGAGCUGGGAGCCCUGCUGUCUAGACUGAGGUUGCAACCAGGUAGUGUGGAUGCUGUUCUUCUGGAUGCUGGCUCCUGCCUUAGAUCAGCAGGCUCUUCUUUGUGCGUAGGUACCCCGACAUGCCCUGCGCCGCUGACGUUGCUCUUCUUUGUGCGUAGGUACCCCGACAUGCCCUGCGCCGCUGACGUUGUGAACGCCUUAGAUCAACAGGCUCUUGCGUCCAUCCUCACUGCCUAUGGGGAGGAAAGGCACACCAGGAAAAUAGCCUCGGCCAUGGUGGAGGCACGCAGUGUCUACCCCAUCACCCGGACACAGCAGCUGGCCAGCAUGGUGGCAGGAUCUUUUGCAGCCAGCGCUCUCUAUGCCCACAAAGAUCGGCUUCAGCGACCCUCACACGUUGCCACCAAGACGUUUCAGGUGCUGCGUAUGUUUGUCAAUGAUGAGCUGAAUGACCUGCAUGCUGGACUCUGCACUGCUCAGACAGUGCUUAAACCUGGCGGCCGCCUCUGUGUGCUGACCUUCCAUUCACUAGAGGACCGCUUGGUAAAGCGUUUUCUCCAUGGAGAGGAUGUAGGUGCCCCACCCCGUCGGAGUGUCCGUCAGAGAGUUCAGCGAUGGGAGGAAGAGGAGGAGGAAGAAGAGAAGGGUGGGGAAAAGGACAGUGGUCACUGGGUUGACCUGCAGAGAGGGGUGCUGAUGCCACAGGCAGAAGACGUACUGGAGAACCCAUGGGGAUUCUCAGCCAAACUCAGGGCAGCAUUCAAACAAUAACCCUCUGGAACUUGGCCUCAACCUGCACCAAUUAAAUCCUCCUUGUUUUUAACUAGACUACAGAACCACCAGGCUGGUCUUCGUCAGACACGACCAUACUGAUCAUAUCCAGGCACAGUCUCACUGGUGUCGGUCGGGUGACAUACAGAACAAGUGCCUUGUUAAUGGUGGAACGCUGAGGCUGACUGGUAUUUAACUGGCAUGCACUAACAGUCAACAAUCCAUGUAGGCAUGUGCUCCUUAGUUAAUAUUAUACUGUGUGUUGCUAUUGAGUAUUUAUUUAAUUUAGUUUAAGUGACUUGUGUACACUACUUGAAUAUAGGAAACACAAUUGUGCUGUAGCCUAAGUUGAAUAUAUCAAAGGUUAAGACAAGGAUUCUAAUAUCCCAUAACUCUUUGCAUAAAUGAGAAAGAAUUAGAAAAGCAAAGGGGCCAGCUAUGCUAGUUAGCAAUGGCGCUUGUCCCAUGAAUCUGUUUAUUUUUCGAAAGAUUCUAAUCUGGGUAUCUUCAACCUAGGCUGAAGCCAGAGACACAGAAGACAAAACGUCUCUCUCUCUCUCUCUCACUCAAUUUGUACUGCAUUACUUUAUGGCUGAGCUGACACAGUUGCAUACAGUAACAGUUCUGUCUUGAAUUCUUAGUUUCCUCAGUUCUCCCCGUUGGCUGAACCCAUAAUGUCUUUGCUCUCUUGACUAAUUAAUUAAUCAGAACAAUGUUGCCUCCAAACGACUGAUGAGUAUCCAGAUCAACGGAUGUAGGCACUAACCUCCCUCACUGAUGUCUGUAUACUCCUGCAAUGAGAUGACAACUUCCUUGGUAGUUUUGGCUGAAUGUGUACUGCACUGCACGAAUCAGUAAUGUCUUUAAAUACCAAGUGACUCAAGUGUCACAAGUGGCGGUGAAUGAGAGGAUGACUGUUUCAUUCAUGAGCCUUCUCCUCCAACUGUUAACAGAUGAGGUGUUUUGAUCUGUACUAUUGGACUUUGUCUAUUUGUAAUUGCUCCAUCAAGAGGAUCAACACUUUUCUUCCCCUCUGCCUCAUUCUGUACACUCUAAAUAUACACUUCUUGUUACCUUGGAAACUAAACAGCACAAGUAACAUUUAACUGUGUCUAAAUGUGUUUGCUGUUUUAAAAUAUCUGCGAAACGAUGCCGUAUGUAGAAUUUUUAAGCCCCUCCCUUUGAGGUCAGUCGACGUCACACAGUCUUCAUGGUUAUUUGAAUUCAAUUUGAAAUAAGAAUGGUAAUCCUGUUUGAUCUGUUCUUUAAUGGAUGGUCCAAGGGUUCUAAGCCCCUUACUCUGUAGACCCCCAUUCCUCCCCUCUAAUCAGGAAUGAUUCAGAUGUGAAACACCUGGUGUGUGGAAUCUGAUUUCAAAACUCAAAAUGUGACUCUUUCCCUUUGAUGACCACAAUAUAAUUGUGCAACUGGUUUACAAUUCCAACCAUAAAUUCUUCUCUAGAUAUCCGCCAGCACCUGUACACAUCAUCUGCCUUUUCCUUCCUGUACACCCUCUCUGCCACCUGACCAAAUUAAAACUUUCUUCAGUUCGCCAAAGUUUGUCUAACUUUAACCAAUUUAACAAACUUAGCUUUGUUUCUCCCCAUUUCUCAUAACCUGUGUCACCUUUUGUCUUUUACUAGUAAGGAAUGACCCCUCCUAAACACGUUGCAAAUUCCACAUUCUUCUUUACACUCAAAUCUAUCAACAAGUAUUUUGUAAUUACCUACAGUGGCUUGUGAAAGUAUUCACCCCCUUUGACAUUUUUCCUAUUU